Messenger RNA from Hippocampus comes (tiger tail seahorse), 869 nucleotides. Its product is annotated as scavenger receptor cysteine-rich type 1 protein M130-like. The transcript has 2 exons. Lineage: Eukaryota; Metazoa; Chordata; Actinopteri; Syngnathiformes; Syngnathidae. Bases 122 to 868 code for a protein of 248 amino acids. Gene Ontology annotation, cellular component: membrane. The record is from RefSeq and is a predicted model, not a curated record.
CACAAUUUUAUAGACAAAUGAUACUAUUGAUAGUCGUGCGGGAGUUGUGGGGGUGCGAGAUGCUUUCUUCUUCCUCGGCGGGGCAUGACAGAAAAUAAUUGAGAAGCACUACACUAGUACAAUGUAUCCUUUCCCAACAGUACCACAACAACCAGCGGAUGAGGUAGAGGUCCGUCUGGUGGAUGGUGGAAACACCGCCUGCUUCGGCACAGUGGAAGUCUUCCUACGCGGACAGUGGGGAACGAUGUGCGACCACUUCUGGGACCUGAAGCGUGCACAAGUGGUGUGCAGACAGUUGGGCUGCGGCAGGGCCCUGGCGACUACGUGGUAUGCUCGCUUUGGAAAGGGCCCAGCGACCAUGAGGCUGGAUGAAUUCCAAUGCACCGGAAGUGAAGCAAAGCUGGGAGAGUGCAAUCACAAAGAGAUUGGGGAUUUCAACUGUGUUCACGAUGAGUCUGUCGGUGUUGUUUGUGAAGAUGACCGAGCUUCACUCGGACCCUCGCACCUUAUUUGUGGUUUUGACAAAAUCAAAGCGGGCCUGAAUUCGCUUCGGGUAGAAAAGGCUGGUUACAACCCACGUUCUGGCAACCUGGCAGAUCGCAGCUGUUCCCGGGUCAGGGAGCAGAGUGGCAUUGUGUGGUACGAGGCCGACACUCGGGCAGGUGCCUGUGGAAACAUGCUGACGGUAAAAACAAAUCAAAACAACAAACAAGACACUUUAACACAUCUAUCUGGUGGGUCUCUUGUUGUGCUGUCUAAAAUAUUUCUUUUUUUAGAGGGUAGUAAUCCUUGUUUUUGGGGAGAGUGUGGGGGUGGGGGGGUGUUUUUCUUGAUCGCUAUCACCAAUAUCAAAGCUGUGAUUGAAUGAA